AUGGCAUCCACAACACAACAAACGGAAUUUAAAAAGAAUUUUCGCUUAAUUGUUGAGAGAAUCUUUAACAACUGGCAAAAUCUGCGCCUCGCCGUCGAGCAUGGCAUGGGUGGUCGCAACGGUCAGCAGGUGGCCAUACAAAUAAUGGACUACACAUAUGAAUACUGUGUGGGCAAUGACAAUAUCACCCCCGGCGAGUUGCAGGAGGUGGUUGAGGAGCUAAUGGAUCAGGAAUUCAACACACUUUGCGACGAUCAUUCCAUCCCCGAAAUAUGCCGUAAUUUGCUGCGCUACAAGCAAAUGGCAGUGGCCGGAAAGUAUCCGGAGAUUGAAACAGAGCUAAACAAGCUGCCACAGGGCAAGGACUGGCUCCGUCCUGAUGUAAAGAUCACAUACACACCCAUUGAUGGCGACUCUUCAUCCGACGAGGAUAUGGAUGAUGAGAGUGACAACGGUGAAGGCAUGGAAGAUAAUGAAAGCGACGAGGACAUGGCCACCACCAGCAGCGGGCGUGUAACUCGCUCUCAGACACGCAAACAGGCUGCAGCGCAGUUUGUAGAGCCAGAAGAUGGUUGGACGACUGUGCGUAGAAAAUAGGUAGUCGCAAAAAUAAAUAAAAAUCAAUUUGUUUAG
Messenger RNA from Drosophila busckii, 633 nucleotides. RefSeq lists its product as uncharacterized. The transcript is spliced from 2 exons. Lineage: Eukaryota; Metazoa; Arthropoda; Insecta; Diptera; Drosophilidae. The record is from RefSeq and is a predicted model, not a curated record. Gene Ontology annotation, cellular component: nucleus. Gene Ontology annotation, biological process: maturation of SSU-rRNA from tricistronic rRNA transcript (SSU-rRNA, 5.8S rRNA, LSU-rRNA). The coding region runs from base 1 to 597 and encodes 198 amino acids.